This is a messenger RNA of Sardina pilchardus (European sardine), 1605 nucleotides long. Its product is annotated as zinc finger protein ZFP2-like. The transcript has 3 exons. Bases 148 to 1383 code for a protein of 411 amino acids. The record is from RefSeq and is a predicted model, not a curated record. NCBI's taxonomy places the organism in Eukaryota, Metazoa, Chordata, Actinopteri, Clupeiformes, Clupeidae.
CUGGUUGCAUAGUAAAAUCCCUUGCAGCUGAUUGGCUACGAUUAAAUACAGGAAGCUAAUGGUAGCCUACAGAACAGAAGCAUGUUUUACCAAACAUAGGACACGUUUAUAAAACACUGAUGACAGAAUUAAGAUCUGAAGUCUGCAAUGGCAGGAUUGACUGAAUCAUCACAACUGAUCCUGUCAGCUGAGGAGGUAAAACAAGAAGAAUUCGACGAUUUUCUACAAGACUAUCUGUUUGGAUCUCAGACAGUAGAAAACUCCAGGCUUGAACAUGGUUGCUGCAGGCCUGAGACUGAAAUGUUCACCUUCACCUGCAAAGAAGAACAGCACUCACCUGUGGAAAUCAAACAAGAGGAAGACUCUGAUUCAAGUGGAUAUGGUCAUGACACCUCUCCUGCAAGAGACGUUCAAAGGAUCCAAUCUGGGAAAAGUGGGAACACUGAGGAAAAAAAGAGGAAAGGGGGACGCCCGAAAUUGCCCCCGGGCCAGAAGAAACUACGGCAGCCAUUCCACGCCAGAGAGAAACCGCAUAAAUGCCCCGAAUGCCCCAAAGCCUUUCCUAUAGCCUCCGCUCUCAAAGCUCAUCAGCAAGUCCACUCCGAUGAGAAGCCCUUUCAGUGCAGCAUCUGUGGGAAGGGAUUCAGGAGAGACCGACACGUCAUCCAGCAUCAGCGCACCCACACCGGAGAAAAGCCGUUCAAAUGUUCCUACUGCGGAAAGGCCUUCAGUCAGGUGGCCAACCACAGCAGACACGAGCGCACCCACACCGGAGAGAAGCCGUACCGCUGCACCGUGUGUGAGAAGGCGUUCGCCUGCAGCGGGGACCUGGGCAAGCACCGGCUCACGCACGGGAGGAACCGGUGCGCCACGUGCGGCCAGAGCUUCAGGAGCCACUUAUCGCUCAGCGUCCACGAGGUCACACACACGGGCGAGAAGCGCUUCCACUGCUCCCAGUGCGGCGCCAGCUUUGUGCGGGGCACCAGUCUGCGGCGGCACCAGGGCGUCCACACGGGGGAGAAGCCGUUCGCGUGUGCCACCUGCGGGUACAGGUGCAGGGGCAAAGCAGAGCUCGCCGCCCAUCAGUCCAAGCACUCGGGCGUGAGCCUGUUCAAGUGCUCCACGUGUGCCAAGUGUUUCGGCACCAACGCACACCUCAGGAUUCACCAGAGGAGCCACACGGGGGAGAAGCCGUGUGUGUGCGCGACGUGUGGGAAAGGGUUCAGCUCCAGCUCCGGUCUCGCUAUCCACCAGGUGACGCACACAGGGGAAAAGCCUUACCUGUGCUGUUACUGUGGAAGGGGCUUUACUCAAGUCGGUAAUCGCAACAAACAUCAGACUAAAAGAUGUGUCCAAUCCACGCACAAGAAGAAGGCUAGAUAAUAGACUGGUCCUAAUUCGGGAACUGUAUUCCCCGACCAUAUAAGGGGCGAUGAAUUGAGAUUUAGAAUUUUUUUUUUUGUUAAUUUUGUUUGUUUUGUUUUUAAUGCAGGGAUGCAGUACAUUUCACAUGGAUAAUAUUUAUCUUUUUGAAGAAGUUUUUUGGUUUUGUUCGUCUUUUUGAUGAGAUAUUUCAUUUUCCCAAAAUAAAUUCUCUUCACCAUG